AAGAUGGCAGUAAUGCAAAAGGACGCAAGCGGAUGCAAGCAGCAAAAAGAAGAAUGACGCUAUCACGUUGGUUAACUUCCUUUCACACGCACUGUCCGUUCCGCAAAACCGUCCGCUGUUCUGGUUCAGAAGGCCAAAUAGCGACGUUUCGCUUCUAAGACGUGAUGGCUGCAACAUUGCGUUUACUGUACUCCGUGUCAAGGCCAGGCACUAUUGUGGCCAGCCAGAAUCUAGUGAGGUCCUUCAGUGUGUCCGCACAAAGGGAAGGAUUCAAGUAUGUGAAUGCCCAAGAGAUCCCCACAGAUAUGAAGUCCAUCACAGACCGAGCUGCUCAGACGCUGCUCUGGACAGAGCUCUUCAGAGGUCUGGGCAUGACAAUGAGCUACCUGUUCAGAGAGCCCGCCACCAUCAACUACCCAUUUGAGAAGGGGCCGCUGUCGCCUCGCUUCAGAGGAGAACACGCACUCCGCAGGUAUCCUUCAGGAGAGGAGCGCUGCAUCGCCUGCAAGCUGUGUGAAGCUAUCUGCCCUGCGCAGGCCAUCACCAUCGAAGCAGAGACCCGUGCUGACGGCAGCAGGAGGACGACUCGCUACGACAUUGACAUGACCAAAUGCAUCUACUGCGGCUUUUGUCAGGAGGCUUGUCCUGUGGACGCCAUUGUAGAGGGUCCUAACUUUGAGUUUUCCACUGAAACCCAUGAAGAACUGCUCUACAACAAGGAGAAGCUUCUCAACAAUGGUGACAAGUGGGAGGCAGAGAUAGCUGCCAACAUACAAGCUGAUUACCUCUACCGAUAGACAACACACACACACACACAGUGUACAGUUAGCACAUACCAGAAUAACCUCUGACACACACAUACGUCCAUACUGUACAUACUGUAAGAAGACAGUCAGCUGUGGAUGUGCUUCAGGGUUGGAUUUGGGUUUGCUGAUGCAGCUUUUAUUUCAAACCAAACACAUUUCCUCUGGUGUCAGUGUCAUCCCCUUCUGAUAUACUGAAUAUUACUUUGAUAUGUUUAAUUUUUACCAUGUCAUUGUUUGGAUAUCAUAUUUAUUGUAGAAUAAUUACUACACUGGCAUUCUGUGAUGAGUGUACACCAGCUGCCUCAGCAUGGCCCAGUCAGUGAUCAUCCAGUCAUCCAUGUGGUUGUUUGCACAGUCCCACUGGACUAAAGCAUGGAGACUGAGUCAUGUUGUGGCAGUAUCAGUGCUGUACACUGAUGGCAUAUUGCAGACUUCUGAUGUCCUACACAAGUAUACAUAGAUUAUUGUUGUUAUAUUGGAUGAUAGUGCAGAGUAUGAUGGUCUUUGUGCUGUUUCCACCCUGACUCAAGAAAUAAAAUUCUGGGAUAAAGACUAAA
Molecule: messenger RNA, 1363 nt
Organism: Perca fluviatilis (European perch)
Lineage: Eukaryota; Metazoa; Chordata; Actinopteri; Perciformes; Percidae
Gene: ndufs8a
Product: NADH:ubiquinone oxidoreductase core subunit S8a
Exons: 8
Coding region: 165-797 (210 amino acids)
Biological process (GO): mitochondrial respiratory chain complex I assembly; mitochondrial electron transport, NADH to ubiquinone
Cellular component (GO): membrane
Molecular function (GO): NADH dehydrogenase activity; 4 iron, 4 sulfur cluster binding
Source: RefSeq, a predicted model, not a curated record